ACAGCAAAAAUCAUUUCUUCUUCUGCAAAGAAAACUUCAGUCAAGAUUGAAGGAGAAGUAGCUAGAAAUGGCAAGUGAAGAUGAGGUUAAACUUCUUGGCUUUUGGGCCAGCCCCUUUGCCCUGAGAGUGUUGAUUGGGCUUGAAGAAAAGGGCAUCAAAUAUGAGUAUGUGGAACAAGAUUUGGCAUCUAAGAGCCCCCUGUUGCUGGAAAUGAAUCCUGUUCAUAAGCAGGUACCUGUUCUCAUUCAUAAUGGCAGGCCUGUGGCUGAGUCUGCCAUUAUACUGCAAUAUAUUGAUGAGGUGUGGAGCAACAGUUCAGUUUUCUUACCAUCUGAUCCAUAUGACCGAGCCAUGGUUCGAUUUUGGGUAGAUUUUAUAGAUAAGCUGAUUGAAGCAGGAAGGUGCAUAUGGUUAAGUAUAGGAGAAAAACAAGAAGAAGGAAAGCGACAAGCUUUGGAAAUUUUAACAAUAUUAGAAGAAAAUCUCAAAGGAAAAAAUUAUUUUGGAGGAAACACUUUUGGAAUGGUAGAUAUUACAUUUGCCCCAUUGAUAUGUUGGUUUCCGAUUUAUGAAACUAUUGCAGAUUUUAAGUUUAUGUUUGAGGAUAAAUUUCCAAACAUAUUUUCAUGGAUGAAAAAAUGUAUUGAGAGGGAGAGCGUAAACAAAGCACUUCCACAACAAGAAAGACUGCUACAAAUGACAACUAAGCUCAGAAUUAUUUUGCUUCGGGAUCAAGCUUAGUUAUAUUUUAUUUCACUUAAAUUUAUUUAUGUAAUGCAUUAAGUCAUGUUCUUCUUUAGUUCAUCAUAUGUGUUAAACAUUUUAGAUAUUGCACCAUAGUAUAUUUAUAUACGGUGCAAAAUAGUCUGAUUACAUAAUUAUUGGUCACAGGCCAAUAUUGAA
Messenger RNA from Cryptomeria japonica (Japanese cedar), 904 nucleotides. Its product is annotated as glutathione S-transferase U19. The transcript has 2 exons. Gene Ontology annotation, cellular component: cytoplasm. Gene Ontology annotation, molecular function: glutathione transferase activity. Gene Ontology annotation, biological process: glutathione metabolic process. NCBI's taxonomy places the organism in Eukaryota, Viridiplantae, Streptophyta, Pinopsida, Cupressales, Cupressaceae. The record is from RefSeq and is a predicted model, not a curated record. Bases 68 to 742 code for a protein of 224 amino acids.